UUAUGUCUGCACCUCAGUCUUCUCAUUUGUAAUAUGGGGAUAAUAAUAGUACCUAUCUUAUAGGUUUGUUGUAAGAAUUGAAUGGUUUAUUACAUGUAAAGUGCUUAGACAAAGUACUGGCAUAAAGCAAGAGUUGGAUAAAUAUCAGGAUCAUUAUUAGCCAUCUGGGGGAACUUCAACUGGAUUUGGAGUCUGGGCAGCCAACUGGAAAGGCCUGCCUAGGAGUGUCUUGUGAAUGUGAUUUGCAUAACGGUCGAACCCCAGCUGACGUAAAGGGCUUCUUGCAGCUCCCGAUCAGAUGUAGCCCUGGAAGUAGUUCCUGCCACACAACAGUCCCACAAUCUCCCCACCAACGCUGCUUCCUACCCAACUCCUGCAGGACCAGGAAGUGAAACAAAGAGGCAGAGCCCCAUGCCUUCAACUCACCCUUGGCCCUCUCAUCCCACCCUCCAGAGCUCCACUUCCUCCUCUUGCUUUUCACCUUUCACCUCCUAUCUUUGAGGGCUCCCAGAAUGGGGGGCAGAGGUGGGAAGAGCACAGGAGACAUUAUAUACAAGUGAAGCGAACUCCUCUAUGCCCCUCCCUCCAAUUUCCUUAUUCCAUUUGUGUCCACCCAAUGUAGGAAAAGGCAAGCCAUUUCUCACCCAAACUGAGAUAAUUCUUUGAUGCUGGCAGUGUUUUCAUCCAAAGAGUAGAUUUACCACAGAAUCGUAAUAUUUGAACCUGAAGUUUCUCUGGGCAGUUUUGAAUAGCUCUAGGAUAAAGGUGACCUCCAUUAAGGGCAAAUUUCUCAGAAGAAAAGGGUCAACCUCUUGGGGAAGGUUGAGGGGCCAGCUGUGUGGUCACCUAUGGCCUCAUUCUGACACCCAAAUUCUUCUGGGACCCUCCACUGGGGUUGGGGCAGUCCCAACUUUGGACCACCCUCUACUCCCACAUCCAACCUCACAACCUCAGUUGUUUCACUAGAUGUUGCAUCAGGGAGGGUGAUGAAAUCAGUGACAUGGAUUUUACCCAGGGAUGCAACAGGCUGAAGGAAUAGCAGAGUCAAAGACACUACGUACCUUUGACUACCAGAACUCUGGGGCCUUCUAGCCACAGAAUAGGGCUUGAGUGCUGGAAUAUCUAAGCUAAAUUUCUAGCCUUUGCUUAUGCUGGGAUCCAGGAAAAAAAUUAACUGUAUCCCACAGAGCCCAUGAGAAUUUAGGCUGCUAGGGCUGAAGAAUCAAGUGGUUCUUAGCUAGUAACCCUCUUCCCACAGAGCCCUUCUUACGUCCCAGAAGCAACAAGACCUUAGGCUGAAGACCUCAGGCUGUGUUCUCAUACGCUUCCUAGUUCACAAAGUACCUUCACAUCGCUUCUCUCCUUUGAAACCAGGACCAUCCAAGUGAAAAUAAGGCUGUUUCCAGUGAAGAAAAAGAAGUCCCUUAUUCCUAGAUAGGGGGCAUCAGGUAGGAAUCAAAUUUCAUUUCAAAUUGAGCUCAGCUUGCUAUGGGGAGAUGAAUGAAUGCUUUUGUUUUGGUUUUUCCUCAGGCAGGACAUGAGGAAAUCAGGUUUGGGGUGGGGUAGUGGUAUAGCUUUGAGAGGCAAAAAGAUCAGAGAAAGAUUGAACAGGAAGGAACUUGAGACCAGAUUAAUUUAAAUAUUCAUUACCCACCCACCCCAGCCCCCUCUUCCACAGCCAUUUCUAUUCCUGGAGAGCAUUACACAUGUGUCCCAUCCCAGGCCUCUAGCCACAGCAACCACACGACUCAUUUCCCGUGGAACUGAGGCUGCAUACCUGAGCUCCCCACAGAGGGAUGAUGCAGGGAGGGGAAUCCCACCUGCUGUGAGUCACCUGCUGGUGUAAAGGGCGGACCUUAAAAAGAGACUCAGAGACAAAGGGAGAAAAACAGGAAGCAGCUCAGAAACUCUCCAUGAACAGGGGGAACCAAACCAGAGACACAGAACAGAGAAUCAGGCUCAGAGCAAGUUGAAGUGGGCAGAAAUUCUAAAGGCUGCAAGGCAGAAAGCCAUCCAGACUUGAGAAGCAGGCAACAAGAUGUUGGGAAGCAGAGCUGUGAUGCUGCUAUUGCUGCUGCCCUGGACUCUUCAGGGUCGGGCUAUGCCUGGGGGCAGCAGCCCUGCCUGGGCCCAAGGCCAGCAGCUCUCACAGAAGCUCUGCACUCUGGCCUGGAGUGCACAUCCACCUGUGGGACACAUGGAUCUACUUAGAGAAGAGGGAGAUGAAGAGACUACAAAUGAUGUUCCUCAUAUCCAGUGUGAGGAUGGUUGUGAUCCCCAAGGACUCAAGGACAACAGUCAGUUCUGCUUGCAAAGGAUUCACCAAGGUCUGCUUUUUUAUGAGAAGCUACUAGGAUCAGAUAUUUUCACAGGGGAGCCUCCUCUGCUCCCUGAUGGCCCUGUGGGCCAGCUUCAUGCCUCUCUACUGGGUCUCAGCCAACUCCUGCAGCCUGAAGGUCACCACUGGGAGCCUCAGCACACUCCAAGCCCCAUUCGUAGCAAACCAUGGCAGCGUCUCCUUCUCCGCUUCAAGAUCCUUCGCAGCCUCCAGGCCUUUGUGGCUGUAGCUGCCCGGGUCUUUGCCCAUGGAGCAGCAACCCUGAGUCCCUGAAGCCAGCAGCUUAAGGAUGGCACUCAGAUUUCCAUGGCUCAGCAAUGCGAAGAUAAAACCUACCAUCCCAGACCCCUGUGAGCCAACCAGUUAAUUAGUCCAUUAACUAUAAUAGGACUUGCAUAUUUGAAAAAUUACCAAUACUGACUGACUUAUGAUGCUGACAAGGUUGAAUAUUUAUUAGAUGGGAAGGGAAAUUUUGGGAUUAUUUAUCCCAAUGGGAGCAGUUUGGGGAGGAGGAUUAUUUAUUAUAUUUAUUCUGGAUGGUGUAUUUUUUUCAAUAAAGAUUUAUUUAUGUGGCUAUGAGAGUCUAAUUUCCAGGCUUAGUUGGGAAAGAGAAACAGAUGGAAAAGCAGGGCCAAGGGACGACCAUGUGCAUCCUUUUCCUCUACUCUUAAAAGCUAAAGUAGAAAGUGGUAUUUUCUCAUGACCCCCUAGUGUAGAGAAUCUUUUUUUUUUUUUGAGACAGAGUCUCAGCAUGUCGCCCUCAGUAGAGUGCUGUGGUGUCACAGCUCACAGCAACCUCCAACUCUUGGGCUUAAGCUAUUCUUUUGCGUUAGCCUCCCAAGUAGCUAGGACUACAGGUGCUCUCCACAAUGCCCAGCUAUAUUUUUGUUGCAGUAUUUAGCUGGCCCUGGAUGGGUUCGAACCCACCACCCUCGGUGUAUGUGACUAGCGCCAUAACCACUGUGCUAUGGGUGCCAAGCCUGGUGUAGAGAAUCUUUUUUGGUAUUAAUACCUAUAUGGCUGAGCAAGCAGAAUGGUAUCACAAGAGUUCAAAAUUGGGAAGUGUGUUGGGCGGCGCCUGUGGCUCAGCGGGUAGGGCGUCAGACCCAUAUACUGAGGGUGGCGGGUUCAAACCCAGCCCCGGCCAAACUGCAACAAAAACAUAGCCGGGCGUUGUGGCGGGUGCCUGUAGUCCCAGCUACUUGGGAGGCUGAGGCAAAAGAAUCGCCUAAGCCUUGGAGUUGGAGGUUGCUGUGAGCUGUGUGAUGCCAUAGCACUCUACCAAGGGCGAUACGGUGAGACUCUGUCUCUACAAAAAAAAAAAAAUUGGGAAGUGUGGUCAUACCUCCUUCCCUACUUUCUUGGCUCAGAGUUAAUAGCCAAAGCCAGGAGCUCUGACCAUUGCAGGAUCCAGUGUCAGAGCUCAGUUGAGCAGGAAGGGCAUUCCAAGAAGAUAAAGGUAAAUUGCCCAAGCUAAUGGGAUUCUCCUUUAAAGGACAUCUGUUGGCCCUUUGGAAGGAGUUUGGUCACCUAAGAGGAACUAAACUUUGAAAAAAAAGAAGAGGCAAAGCAGGUGGAUUGCCUGAGCUCACGGGUUCAAGACCAGCCCAAGCAAGAGCAAGACCUUGAUGGGCAUUGUGGUUGGUGCCUGUAGUCCCAGCUACAUAGGAAGCUGAGGCAAGGGAAUCACUUGAGCCCAAGAGUUUGAGAUUGCUGUGAGCUAUGAUGCCAUGGCCCUCUACUGAGGGUGACAAAGUGAGACUAUGUCUUUUUUUUUUUUUUUUUUUGUGGUUUUUGGCCGGGGCUGGGUUUGAACCCACCACCUCCGGCAUAUGGGACCGGCGCCCUACUCCUUGAGCCACAGGCGCCACCAGAGACUAUGUCUUGAAGAAAAAAAAGAGGAGGGGAAGGAGCUAGGGAUUAUUUCCUUUUCUUUUUUCUAUAGUUGUACAUCACAAAAGCAUGGGCUUUGGAGUCAGACAGACCCAGGUUUACACUGGCUUGCCACCAACCAGCUCAGUGACAAUAGGAUAGUUAUAUAACCAUUUGCCCCCUCCCUUAACACAUACAGAUCUCACAGCCCCACUGUGAGAGUCUAAGCAACAGGAGGGACUUUCCCAUUUAGGGAAGGAAGAAAAAACAAGACAAGAGGGAAAUGGGGGAGGCCACAGUUUGCUGAUUUCCUGCCUAUAUGGUUUGUUGGUAUCCCUAAGGACAUUAGUUUUUGUAUGUGGAGAAGUAAAGAAGUUCAGAGAUGAAACACUUCCAGGUGAGCAAAAAGUUUAUUAGCCAUUUAUGCUCAAAAGGGCCCAUUUCUGAACAGAACUGUUGCUCUGACCCAGCAGGCAAGAAACAGCCACAUGUGCAGGACCUCACUCCCAUUCAUAUCUCAAGUUACACCAAAAGCACCUCUUAGAGCAAUGGCAAUUGCCCCCGGGAUUCCCUGGGAACAGCCAAGGUGUGAGGUUGUCUAGAGGCCUAUGACAAACCUUCAAGAUUUUAAGUUCUGGGAACUUGGUCUUUGCCCAGGUCCACACCCAAGGAAUAGAUUCCUUUCAGGUAAACAACAUAUUGUACAAAAACAACAUAUUGUACAAAAGAAAGAGGAUGAUGAUGCUAUAAUAGAGAAAUAGUUCAGACCCAGUGCUUCUCUUCUGUAAAAACACAAAAUUCCAAAUCUUUUUUUUUUUUUUUGGCUGGGGCUGGGUUUGAACCCACCACCUCCAGCAUAUGGGGGCCCUACCCCAUUGAGCCACAGGCGCCCAAAACACAAAAUU
This is a messenger RNA of Nycticebus coucang (slow loris), 5115 nucleotides long. It is a transcript of the gene IL23A, whose product is annotated as interleukin 23 subunit alpha. Gene Ontology annotation, cellular component: interleukin-23 complex; extracellular region. The record is from RefSeq and is a predicted model, not a curated record. The coding region runs from base 2039 to 2611 and encodes 190 amino acids. Gene Ontology annotation, molecular function: cytokine activity. Gene Ontology annotation, biological process: immune response; positive regulation of T-helper 17 cell lineage commitment; positive regulation of T cell proliferation. NCBI's taxonomy places the organism in Eukaryota, Metazoa, Chordata, Mammalia, Primates, Lorisidae. The transcript is spliced from 4 exons.